Molecule: messenger RNA, 4076 nt
Organism: Anopheles stephensi (Asian malaria mosquito)
Lineage: Eukaryota; Metazoa; Arthropoda; Insecta; Diptera; Culicidae
Gene: kz
Product: probable ATP-dependent RNA helicase kurz
Exons: 4
Coding region: 99-3797 (1232 amino acids)
Biological process (GO): maturation of SSU-rRNA from tricistronic rRNA transcript (SSU-rRNA, 5.8S rRNA, LSU-rRNA)
Cellular component (GO): nucleolus; intracellular anatomical structure
Molecular function (GO): ATP binding; RNA binding
Source: RefSeq, a predicted model, not a curated record
ACGUGCGCCGUCCAGAAAUGUAAACAUUGGUGUAUCAGCACAACAAAAGGUGCCGGUCGUGUUCAGCAGCAGCACUAUAAAAUCGGAAAAUAUUCAGAAUGGGUAAACGGAGGUUUAACGAAAAGGGUCGCCAAAAGGUGGAAACCGUCAUCGAUGAUUCGGAAACGAAAAAGAUCAAGCUAGACUUCGCACCGGACAGCGAAUACGGCGGGCAGGAUGAUGCGAAUGCGCUGGUGCUACCGUCGAAAAAGCGUGCAACCAAAAUCAAAAAAGAUCGUACAGUGGUUACCAAAAUCCUGUCGAAAAAGCAACGCAAACGGCUGGAGAAAAUAGUGGACCAGAAAAAGAAGAAAGAGAAUCGAUCUUCGCUUCUGGCGUCGCUGGUCGCUGUGCAGGCAUCGCAGGAGGAGCUGAGCGGCUUUCGGAAGCUAAGUGAAGUGCAGACGAAAGGUCUUAAGCAACACUUCAAGGAGCAAAAGUAUGGCGUUACGCUGGUGGAAAAGCCUGUGAAGCACGCGAAAGUACCCGGGGCGGCCAAGAUAAAAAGUUUGGUCGGUAGUCGAAGGAAACGGCUGGCCCUGUUGCGUCAAGCGGGUCCAACAGAUGGUGAGGAAGACGAGCAUGAUCCCAACAUUGUUGGUCUGAACGAUCCGUCCUCAUCGUCGAGUUCCGAAGAUGAAUCGGAUGUUCCCUCGGAAGAGGAAGAAGUGAUGCUCGAGGAGCAGCAGCAAAAUGGUGAAAGCAAUGAUGAAGUGGAACAAAUGGAAACCCCUCUAGAACAGCCUGCAGAACCACCAUCGAAGAGUGAAGAAGCAGCAAAACCGCCAUCGGACGUUACACCAUGCAGCGCGAAAGAAGAAACCCCCGUCGUUGUGGAUCGCAAACCAGCCGUCUACAUUCACGUGGACCGUGAUUCGAAGAUACAGGCCGACCGUCUAAAGCUGCCAAUUCUCGGCGAGGAACAGGUGAUAAUGGAGACGAUAAGCGAGAACAAAAUAACGAUUCUGGCCGGUGAAACGGGCAGUGGUAAAACGACACAAAUUCCUCAAUUCCUGUACGAAGCCGGGUACGGUGAGCGGGGCCUUAUCGGCAUUACCGAACCACGGCGUGUUGCCGCCGUGUCCAUGUCGAAGCGUGUGGCGAUGGAAAUGAAUCUGUCCACCGAUGUCGUAUCCUACCUGAUUCGGUACGAAGGUAACGUGACGGAUCGGACCAAAAUCAAGUUCAUGACGGAUGGUGUGCUGCUGAAGGAGAUUGAGGUCGAUUUUCUGCUCAACAAGUACUCGUGCAUCAUCUUGGACGAGGCGCACGAGCGGAGCGUUUACACGGACAUUCUGAUGGGGCUGCUGUCCCGCAUUGUUCGGCUGCGUGAAAAGCGUGGCAACAAUCCGCUUCGAGUCAUCAUCAUGUCGGCCACGCUGCGAGUGCAAGAUUUCACGGAAAACAAAAAGCUUUUCCUAGACACACCACCCGUCAUCAGUAUCGAUUCGCGUCAGUUCCCGGUGACGGUGCACUUUAACAAAACCACACCGGAAGAUUACUUACGGGAGGCUUUCUUGAAGACGGUAAAAAUUCACACGAAACUGCCGGAAGGAGGCAUACUGGUGUUUCUUACCGGCCAGAAGGAGGUUAACACGAUGGUACGCAAGCUGCGCAAGAUGUUUCCGUGCCAUGGUGAGAAGGAAGCUGUAACCGUGAAGAAGGAACCAGAAGGACAGGAGGAUGAUGAGCAACCGAAGGACGAUGAGGAAGAGUUUGAUAGUAUUUACCUUGGCAAGAAGGGUCACAAAGGGACGAAGUCAAAGUCAGAAAGGAGACGGAAGCGUGGCAGUAGUGCGGUGACGGUUCCGAUGCUGCCACAGAUUAACUUGGAUGCGUACGAUCUUCCACACGUGGACGAUACGGAGGGUGAUUUGGCGGAAGAGAACGAGAGUGACAGUGACCUAGAGGCCGACUCGGACGAUGAACUUGAUGCGGAUGAUCUUGAUACGGGUGUGUCCGCUCUAAGGAAAAGUCAACCCCUGUGGGUACUGCCGCUCUACUCGAUGCUGUCCCCCGACAAGCAGCAGCGCAUUUUCCAAGCUCCACCGGAAGGAGCACGACUGUGCGUGGUUGCAACGAACGUGGCCGAAACGUCACUCACCAUUCCGGACAUUAAGUACGUGGUCGAUACGGGCCGGCAAAAGACCAAGCUGUACGACAAAACGACCGGCGUGACCGCUUUCGUCGUAACGUACACCAGCAAAGCGUCGGCAAACCAGCGAGCCGGGCGUGCUGGUCGUGUUGCACCCGGCCAUUGCUAUCGGCUCUACUCCAGUGCCGUCUACAACUAUGAGUUUGUAGAUUUCGCUCCUCCGGAGGUGCAGCAGAAGCCGGUCGAUGGGCUAGUGCUGCAGAUGAAGUGUAUGGGAAUCGACAAGGUGACCAACUUCCCGUUCCCAUCACCGCCCGACCCGGUACAGCUAAAGUCGGCCGAACUGCGUUUGCUGCAGCUGGGAGCGCUCGAAGAGGUGAUUGUCCGCGCACCGGACGGAAGCGGUAAGGUGCAAAAGAACCAAACACUAACACGCGUCACCGAGCUGGGACGGACGAUGGCCGCCUUUCCAGUGGCUCCACGGUUUGGGAAAAUGCUGGCCCUGAGUCACCAGCACUCGCUGCUGCCGUACGCGAUCUGUCUCGUGGCGGCCCUUUCCGUGCAGGAGGUGCUGGAAGAAGUGUCCCUCUCGGAGGCGGACAACAACACGGAAGCUGGGAAACGAUGGCGCCAGAAGCGGAAAGUGUGGGCCGGUACGGGUGAAUCGUUGCUGCUAGGGGACCCGAUGAUUCUCCUGAAAGCGGUCGGUGCAGCGGAACAUGCCAACAGCAAAGGUUUGCUGGAAGAGUUUUGCACGGAGAACGGCAUACGGAUGAAGGCGAUCCGGGAAAUACGAAAAUUGCGCGUUCAGCUCACGAACGAGGUGAACGCCAACUUGCUCGAUAUGAAUCUGAUGGUCGAUCCGGACAUGCCCCCACCGACCGCAACACAGAUACGUCUGCUUCGACAGCUCCUUCUCAUCGGUAUGGCCGAUCAGAUCGCACGCAAGCUACCGGACAGUGAAAUCAAGCUAAAAGCGGACGCACGAAGGCUGAAGCACGCGUACAAUCUACCGAUGAUCGAUGAGCCCGUCUUUCUGCACUCCAGUUCCGUCCUCCGGCGGGAACACCCCGAGUGGGUUUGCUAUCAGGAAGCGUACGAAGCGAUCGUCCCUAGCGGUGGCGAAGGUGCGGGCGAGGAGGACAGUAAAACGAAGAUGUUCCUACGUGGCAUUACGGCCAUCGAACCGGACUGGUUGCCCAAGUUUGUGCCGAACGUGUGCAACAUAAUCGACGUGCUGGAGGAACCGAUCCCACCGUCCUACAACGCGGCGACGGAUACGAUUGAAUGCCACGUGAAGACGACGAUCGGCAAAACGAGCUGGGCGAUACCGAACUCGCUGGUGGAGAUGCCCAAAAAUAUUCUUCGCUGCAAAUAUCUUCUAAAAUUCAUUCUAGCCGGCAUUAUCUUCAAGCAGCUGAAACAGUUUCGCAAAUCGUUGCUUUCCUCGCCGGAAUCGGUGCUGAAGCAAUACUCGUCGGCCGUCCCACGAAUCGAUGCCGCGCUGAAGCUGAUGCUGGCGAACGAAAUCUUUAACGCGCAACGUUUCCACGAGCUGUGGAAGGCGGAUUCAAAGUUUUUCCUGAAGGAAUAUUGUGACUUUCUGCCGGUUUCGUGUCACGAAGACGUUGGCAAUCUGUGGCCGCCGACGGAGAAUUAUUAGCCAGCUGUGGCAGUGACUCCGGCGCGUACCAAUAAAUGCGAUGGUCCUGUGCUAACUCCGAAGGUAAUUUAAAUUGUUUCGUUAUUUAUUGAGUUUAGAGGAAAAUGUCUACACUUUAGUACAACAGAUGACCGGAGCGAUUGACGUUACCUCCUCCAGUGUUAUGUGUCUUCUUUUGCACUUUUGGGAAGCAUAGCUACAUGGUCUAAACCGUUAGUCUUUAUUCUAAAAUGUACGCGAAAGAAACAACAUUUUCGAAAUGUAGCGUUCAACAAAUCA